AUGAAGUUCACCUGUCCGUCUGGGAUUUUCUUUGUCAUCAUUGCUGCUGCUACCGCUUUGGAAAGGGCAACAAUAGCAGCAGUGAACACUCGCGCAGAAUGCAGCAUUGGUGCUGGCAGCACUGACGACCACAGCAGCCCCCACAGCUGCAGCCUUCCAUAUAAUGAGGAUGACACGAGUGCCCUGAGGAACCUGGAGGCGUAUACUGCGUUGCUGGAGGAAAGGAUACUGCAGCACGAGCGGCAGCAGCAACAGAAUACAUUCUUUAUUUUCUUGGCUGUUGGAAUCUGUGUGGGCGUUGUAAUUAUUGUGGCCAUAGCUGCCUCCAAAGUGUACAUACAGUCAUUGCUAGAACAGUUACAUGAUAUGCCACAUCAAGUGGAUCGAAAUGUGGAGCAUGUUCAGGAGAGCAGGGGUGAGGGGACAGCUCCACUAUACCGAAAAGUUGAAGAAGCUGGAGGAGCUCAGCAGAGGCGGUUGCCUCAGCAAGAAAAGAGGGUACCUUACACCUCCACUGGGUGCAACGCAAGCAGCAGCAGCAGCAAAGAUAUUCACGGUUGUGCUGCAUUCCUGGAAGCUAUGGUAAACGAUUCAAGCGAUGAAGAGGAGAUACGUCUGUGGCCUUCCAAGGAGGACAUUGAGAGAGCGAGAGCCCUAGAAGAGGCGCGAGCUGCAGCAAAGCCUUCAGCUGAGCUACAGGAGCAGCAGCAGCAGAUGGAGGCGCGCUGCUCUCGUCUUUUCGAACGGUUACAUGAAAUAACGGACUCUAGCAGGGCAUUCUGCAGUAGCUGCGGCGAGUCAGACACAGAGGCAACGGAAGGAGCAACGCAAGAGGCAACAGGUGCAACAACGGAUGCAGCACCCACGGCAAGGAAACCAUCUGGGCCUCAGCGUAAAGCGCAGAAGGUGGCAGUGGAUCCUGCACGUUUGGAGGAACAACACGCGCUAUUGCAGCAGCUGCAGCAACUGUUUCAGGAGAUAGAUACCGCCUUCAGCAGCAACAAACCGGCGCAUGUCUCGGUCAUGAUUCGCUGCUGCAACGCGCUCCUGCGUGCAGACGGCCUGGCGGUUCUCAAGGCCUGUGCUGAUUGUCAGCCUCUCCACAACGCAGCACAGAGCAUUAUUGAAACUGUGGUGCCAUGUAUUUGGGCCACCUAA
Messenger RNA from Cyclospora cayetanensis, 1158 nucleotides. RefSeq lists its product as uncharacterized. The record is from RefSeq and is a predicted model, not a curated record. The transcript is spliced from 2 exons. The coding region runs from base 1 to 1158 and encodes 385 amino acids. Lineage: Eukaryota; Apicomplexa; Conoidasida; Eucoccidiorida; Eimeriidae.